Molecule: messenger RNA, 4250 nt
Organism: Ornithodoros turicata
Lineage: Eukaryota; Metazoa; Arthropoda; Arachnida; Ixodida; Argasidae
Product: tigger transposable element-derived protein 4-like
Exons: 2
Coding region: 2230-3804 (524 amino acids)
Cellular component (GO): nucleus
Molecular function (GO): DNA binding
Source: RefSeq, a predicted model, not a curated record
ACCUACCAGGGAGAGGGAAGGUGUCCUUCUUUCUAGAUUAUGUUAAAGAGAUGGAGUAAGCACUGCUGGUAUGUCUUUGACAAAUGCUGAAUCAUGGAGUAUGUAACAUGGUCUGGUCCUGGGGCUGCGUCUUUAUAAAGCGGGAUAUGGCUGUUACGAAUUCGGUCAUAUUGAAAGGCUUGUUGCAUUUAUAGUUCUCGCCUGUGCUAGAUGGUAUUGUGUUUCUCGGCCGACAUUUUAAUUUUCAGGAACUCCAGACUCUAAUAGGAUGAAGAAGAUAUAUUGUGAAUGUGUGCUCACCAAGAGCAUCUGCCUGCUCUCUCAUUGUCUCGAGCACUUGACUAUUUAUUUCCAACUAGGAGCCCAGUCGGGAUUUGUGUCACUCAUUAGAUACGCUGGUCGUCCUGAAAGUCAUUCAUUUGUGUUCAAUGCUCAGUGUUAAGUUAAAAUUCAGCCACUGCAAUCAGAAACUCACCUGAGAUGAAGUGCUUCCCGCAGACUUUGUAACGCGUCGACGAUUGGUCCAAGUCUGCACGUCGUAUGCGACGGAACCAUUCCGCACGUCUUUUGAUGGACAUCUCAACUGUCUUGGCACACUGGUUUUCCACCACUUUCGGUAUUGAAAAGAAGCCGACAUUCGUGUAGUUCAUGUCCCCAGGCUUGUUCUUGGACCUAUUGCUACAUUUGUAUAUCACACAGUUCACCAUCGUUCCGCUAGCGUACACUAGGGACAGUAGCAAGCCCGAAAGAAAAAGCACAAAAGCAGGCGAUCACAGGAGCAGACGACGACGAAGAGAAAACAACCAACAAAAUGGCGGCCGAUGGCAGCGCGCCCUGGCGACUUGACGUCAGUGCAUACACCCUAUAGUAUCCUAUUCAUUACCAGAAACUCUAGCCUAUCAAACCUUAUGCUCGUAGCUUCUUAUUAUUAGUUUGGAGCUGUACAACUGCAACAGGCUACCUCAUAAUAUCAUAGGAAAUGUCUGUCUCUAUUAUAUAUAUCCACUUUUUUCCUUUAACUUGGACCUAGUACUCAGAACACCAUAUUGUCAACAAACGCCACAGUGGAAACAAAACGCAGCUGAUGCAGCUUCAGAAAUAAAUAAAUAAAUGAAUAACAGCACAGAAACAAUCACCAAGACAUUUUCCCUUUGAGGUACCAAGGCAGACACAAAAAAUUCAUUAGUCGAUCGUAAGCUUUACUGUGGCGGUCACACACCUGUGGGAUCUUGGGAUGUUUUAUCAGCAUGGCUGCAAAUGUGUGGCAGAUUUAUGAUAUGAUGUCAACUGUAACACAAGACAAUGUUAGCAGACCACUCCAGACCACUUUGUGGGUACUCCUGGACAAUGAACAGUCAUGGUGGCAUGACUAACAAAAUAGAGGAUCAGAUAAACUUUUUGCAUUGCACCACGUCACUGCUGUUUCCUACUGUGGUCUGCUAACAUUGUCUCACUUUGUUCAUUGUGUCAUUUGCUCACAUUGUUGUAACUCUGGAACAGUGUAUGCUUGCGCCAGUGUAUGAUUGCAUGUUUACGCCGAGACCUCAGACAACCGAUAUUUUGGUGGGAUUGUUGAUAGGUGUUGCGUCGCCCGUCACCACGUGCCAUGGAAGUGGGCACAAAGUUUGCCAGCUUAGAGGAGUUGGAAGAAGCUGUGAAAUUGUACGGUGAACAAAACUACGUGCAGUACUAUAAGCGGGAGUCACAGCUUGUGACAACUGCAAAGCGAAAGGGCAUCCAACGUUACAUCAAUGAAAAGUUGCUGGUACAGUAGAAUCUCGAUAAUUCGAACUCGCUUAAUUGGAAAUCCCGCGUAAUUCGAUGAUUUGCUGUGGUCCCGAGCUCACGCGUUGCAAUCUGACCGCAUAAUCCAAAGAUCCCACGUCCCGCAUCCCGCUUAAUUCGUACGUUUUCUAUGGCGCUCCGCCACAAACUGCACACAAAAAUGACCCGAACGAUCCCGAAUGCUCCCGACUGCUCCACGAGCGAGCGUAAGAACCACGUGACAACCAAUCUCGCGCCGCGCUGUGUCACUCCUACCCUCCCCACCCUCCUUCUCCCCCAAGGUGUUCGUCAUUCCACCAUAGUUCAUUCAUUUGCGCCAUUGUCGCUCUGCCGCAUGCUGGUUCGUUGUGCUUUAGUUUCGCUUCGCUUCGUGGAUGGUAGUUUCCGUCGACGUGCACGGAUUGCUUCAUAGUUUGCUUCCUGGCAGCUCGUGUGAAGGACAACAUGCCCAAGUACAGGACACUCACAAUGAAAGAAAAGGUAGCAAUCAUCGAGGCUGCAAGAUCAGCAACGUGCUCCAAAACACGUCUUGCCCAACAGUUCAGUGUUCCGUCAUCCACUCUAUCGACUAUUUUAAAGAAUAGUGAGAAGAUUGUGACUGAGUAUGGAAAGACAUAUUCGUCAAAGCGCUCACGUGUACGGACUUCAGCCUUUUCGGAACUGGAGACAGCCUUGAUCGCGUGGCUCAACAAGAUGACGGCAGCAAAUCUUCUCGUGAACGGAUCUAUCUUGAGGGACAAGGCACGUGAUCUUGCAGAUCAAUUGGGAUGCGAGAACUUCAGCUGCAGCAACGGGUGGUUUUGUCGUUUUAAGACGUGCCACAAUCUGACGUACCUUAACGUGUGCGGGGAAAGUGGUAGCGUGAAUGAAGAAGUCGUAAGCAACUGGAGGUCGCAUACUCUACAGCCCCUUUUGGAAGAAUUCCGCCCCGAUGACCUUUUCAACUUGGACGAAGCCGCACUCUUUUAUAAGAUGCUUCCAGAUCGCACAUUUACAGCCACGUCGAAAGCCACAGGGAAGAAGCAGAAGAAAGAUCGAAUAUCCGUCUUGUUUGGUGCAAAUGCAUCUGGUUCAGAGAAGCUGCCUCUUCUAAUAAUCGGCAAAUACGCAAAACCCAGAUGUUUCAAGAAUGCACGCCUGCCAUCGACAAACGAGGUGAUCUACCGCAGCAACACCAAAGCCUGGGUAACAUCAGCGCUGUUUGAAGAGUACGUCAGAGUUAUGGACCGAAAGUUCAGUGCAAAGGGUCGCCGCGUCGUCUUCGUUGUCGACAACUGUUCUGCGCAUGGAGCCAUUCAGAACCUCCAGGCGAUACGAAUCGUGUUUCUGCCACCGAACACGACGGCAAUUUCCCAGCCAAUGGAUCAGGGCGUUAUUCUACAGACACGAAAGAUCUACAGGAGCCACCUUCUUAGAAGAAUGCUCCUGUGUUAUGAAAACGGCAAGGACUACGAGAUCGACUUGCUGGGAGCCAUAUCGCUAAUGGCGUAUUCUUGGAAGCUGCUGAAGUCUUCCGUGAUCGAGCAGUGCUUCCGGCAUGCUGGGUUCUUCUCACCGGACACAGCACUGGACUCUACGGAGGGAGUGACCUCGACAGACACCGGGGAAGAUGACGACGUCUCAAGGCUUUGGGAGCAGACAACCAUGCAGUCUCCUGACGGAGCUGCGAACUCCGAAGAUUUUGAAUCUUUCGACGAUUACGUCAGGCUUGAUGAAAAGGAAGAGACUUGUGCCACUACUACAGCAGAGGACAUCAUCCUUUCCGCAACCGACGUGAACAGUGGGAAUGACGACGGUGGUGACGAGCCUCCGCGCGUGCCGUCGUUCUCGGAAGUGCUCGGCGCCGUUGGCAUCGUGCGCGGCUUCGUGGAAGCUAACGGUGCACACAGUGACAUGAUGGAUUUACUGGCCCGUCUUGAAAGAACAGUGACGAGCGAAGGCAGUUUUCGCACGCGACAGACGAAGAUAAGUGACUUCUUUCUGUCUUUGCGCCCUUACACUUACAAGUUCCGUCAAUAAAGUAUGUUGGACUUAUUUUGUGUCUGGGAUCGCUUAAUUCGAAUGCCCGCUUAAUUCGAAAAUUUUCUGUUGUCCAGGCGACUUCGAAUUAACGAGGUUCUACUGUAUACCAAGUGCAUUACCCUGUAUCAAGGGCGGUCGAACUUUCAAAAGUCGCAGCAAAGGUGACCGAGAGACGAAGACAUUUGUUGAUGCGUGUCAUGCCUACAUCAAGUGUUGUGUCUCUGCAGAUGGGGAGCACCUAGAGGUCACGUCGGCCCAGACAGAGCAUAAUCAUGCCGUCAUCAUUCCGUCUGGACGGAACUCUAGUGGCAUUUACUAUUCCGUCUGAACGGAACGCUAGUAACAGCCUUCAGAGAAACCGGUACUCCUGGACAAUGAACAGUCAUGGUGGCAUGACUAACAAAAUAGAGGAUCAGAUAAACUUUUUGCAUUGCACCACGUCA